AGAAAAAAUAUGUAGGCAUUUAUAUUGAUAAACGAUUCCGGUUUUUAAAUGCGGAUUUUUCCACUGAUACAAGUCGGACAUGAAUUAACAUUUAAUGUUGAACAUUUUCAGCCCCUAGGAAAUUUUACCAACUAUGUCAAAUGAGCAGUCAAUAAAGUCAUUUUUAUGAUGGCUACGAUAUCAUUUUGAUGAUUUUAAAACGAUUAUCUUAAGUUUUCUGUUGGACUUCAAUUAUCUUCGUACCAUAAUUUAGCAGAAUGAACACGAUAAGAACCGAAAAAAUUAGCACGCAAUAUUUCAAGCAGAGAAGUAAAACUUAUACGUGGACACAGCGCUUUAAAGAAUCCUGGAGAAAACUUUUUCCUUGGGUGGAACCAGCAAGUGAUGGCAGCAACUUUGUUCAGUGCCUGGUGUGCAACAAGCGGCUGCGCUGUAAGAAGGAUGACAUCUUCAAGCACAGUAAAGGACAGAAACACAAGCUGAACCUGCAGAAGGCUUCUCCAAAUAACUUGGAAAGCAUUACGUUAUAUACUAGUCCAGGGACUGAAGAUGAUAAUUGUGAUGAGAUAAAAGUGGAGCAGCAGUUACAUGUUGAUCCAUGCCCAAAGAUUUCUUCCAACAGACUGGUUAUGUGUGGUGUUGACAUCCAGCCUGAGGUGCAAGGGGCUAUAGAAGCUCUCACACAUAAGAUGACUACACUCAGCGCUGAGCUUGCCGAAAUCACUGACCCAAUCAGUGUCGAGAAGUGCUCCCACUCACUCAGUCAAGUCAUCAAUAUUCUUGCAAGGCUUAAAAAAUUAUAGUCCUUUCUUUAUUUUCAUUCAUAGAGCUUGAAGCUGUUUUACCUAACUCGUACUAUUUGAAUGUAAAAUGUUUACAGAUUUUUAUUAUGCCCAGUAAAGUGUCUCAGUAUCAAA
Molecule: messenger RNA, 917 nt
Organism: Hyalella azteca
Lineage: Eukaryota; Metazoa; Arthropoda; Malacostraca; Amphipoda; Hyalellidae
Exons: 4
Coding region: 258-803 (181 amino acids)
Source: RefSeq, a predicted model, not a curated record